Lachnellula hyalina is the source of this 1125-nucleotide messenger RNA. It is a transcript of the gene iolG, whose product is annotated as Inositol 2-dehydrogenase. The transcript has 3 exons. Gene Ontology annotation, molecular function: oxidoreductase activity; nucleotide binding. Bases 1 to 1125 code for a protein of 374 amino acids. Gene Ontology annotation, cellular component: cytoplasm. Gene Ontology annotation, biological process: NADPH regeneration. NCBI's taxonomy places the organism in Eukaryota, Fungi, Ascomycota, Leotiomycetes, Helotiales, Lachnaceae. The record is from RefSeq and is a predicted model, not a curated record.
AUGGCUUCUUCCAAGCCAGUUCCCACGAAGAUUCUGGGCGUAGGAAUUGUUGGAUGCGGAGAAGUCUGUCAAACGAUACAUAUCCCAACUCUGGGACAUAUGUCGGAUUACUUUCAAGUUACAUAUCUGUGCGAUGUGUCUUCCAAUGCUUUGCAACAUUGCAAAACAAAAGUUGCUGGCAAAACACCGGGAACAACACGUGAUAUAAAGGAGUUAUGCGCAUCUCCAGAUGUCGAUGUUGUUUUCAUUGCCAACUCCAAUGAAUACCAUGCAGCUCAUACCAUCAUUGCACUGGAGCACGAUAAACACGUGAUGCUGGAAAAGCCUGCUAGUGUCAAUGUUCGCGAUGGAGAUGCAAUCAUUGCAGCCGAGCAAAAGUCAAAAGGCAAAGUUUUUGUAGGCUAUAUGAGACGCUACGCUGCAGCGUUUUUGGAUGCUAUCGAGGAGGUUGGGGGGGUUGACAAGAUACUCUAUGCUCGAGUACGAGACAUCAUCGGACCAAACUCAACCUUUGUCGAUCAAUCUGGGACUUUUCCCAAGAAGUUCUCUGACUUCAAGCCUGAGGAUACCCAAGAUAUGACAACUCGUGGUACGGAACUCAUGACUCAAGCAUUGGAAAAGGAGUGUGGUGUCACGCAAACGGAGCAAUCAAAACGCUUCUGGCGCAUUCUAGGUGGUCUCGGAACUCACGACUUGUCAGCCAUGCGAGAGGUUUUGGGUAUGCCAACUUCAGUGAGGGGCGUGGCAUAUAAUUUUCCAUUCUGGAAUGUUCUUUUUCAAUAUGAAGGUUUUGCAGUUUCUUACGAAUCUGGUAUGGACCAAGUUCCACGAUUCGACGCGCAUAUCGAAAUAUACACGCCAAAAAAGACUAUUCGUGUACAGUAUGAUACACCUUACGUAAAAGGGCUUCCAGUCACGCUCCACAUUUCCGAGAAUGUUGACGGUACAUACAAGGAGAGUAUUAUUAGGAAAACGUAUGAGGAUGCCUACACAUUAGAACUUUUUGAACUGUAUGCAAUGGCAACGGAAGGCAAAGCCCACAAGACCACAGCAGCCGAUGCCAAGAAGGACUUGGAGAUCUUUGGAAUGAUCAUGCAGGCAGGAUUUUCUAAACUGGAAAAGUAG